AUGCACGACCGAGGCACCCUUUUCUGGCGCCUUGUUCUGCUUGCAUGGGGUGAGGCCAAGGCGAAGCGACAGUCGCUUGUGAUGCCGCAGAAGCUCGAGGUGCGCGAUGCACGUUGCAAGAUGCACGAUGCGGGCGGAAGAAGUGUGACUAUCGAGGAGGGAGCACUCGCGCCAGGUCAGCUGAGGAGGAGCGAAAUUCUCCGAGGAGCUCUGCAAGUGGGCGGCUGUCAGGCACCCACGCGUGCACAAAGAGAACAGCAGCCAUCGCAGCCGCAGCCAAACCAUGGCAAUGCCCUCGUACCGACGCCUCGUACCAGUGCAGCCAUGGAUCGGUCGGACAAUGCCAAACAGAUAUCCCGAGCCGAUCGGCAGUUGAGCAUGCAUCCAAGGCUGAGGCUGCGAGGAGGAAGAUCUGGCUCAUGCUUUCAUUUUGCGCCGGUCGGGAACGGCGGAGGAGGCCAAGCGAAAAUCGAGCUCAUGUACAAUACCGUCACCGUCUCAUCAAGCGUUAGGGAUGCGUCCUCUGGUCCAACGCCUCUGCAUCCAAAAAUUCGCGUUUUGGUGCUUCCAGAGUGGCUCGAGCGAGCACCCUCACACAAGACGUGCAGUGCAGGCAUGCAUGCAUUCGAAGUGGAUGCACGAUCGAUGCUCGAUGACCGUAUCCAGCUCGCCCAUCCUCUGCAGAUCCGCUUGUCUGGGUGCAAGGGCCUCGUUCGCAUCAGCUCUCGAAUCGACGCAAUGCGCAGGCGCCAUCAUCAGCUGCACGCCCGCUGGGAUCUGCGUCCUGCCGCUGCUUCUGUCGCUGCUGCCUCCGUCGUCGUUGCAACUAGCGUCUGCCGGCCCGUCCCUCGACCCACACAAGCACAAUUGCAAUCAGCCGCAUCCCAUUCAAUCGGCGCCGCUGCUCUGCGAUGCCUGGCGCGCCUCGAUGAGAUUGUCCUGCCGCUCCGUGCACCGCAGCAGCCACGCCGGGAGCCCGCACCACCGCCGUUCGUUCUCACCCCAUCGCUCUUCCACCCCUCUCUUCCUUUCGUAUCCAAAACCAACUUACUUUUGCCCAUCAUGUCCAAGGUCACUGCCAGCGGCAUCAUCGCCGGAAACAUCUCCACCCAGCGCGUCAAGCUCAACAACGGCGUCGAGAUCCCCCAGGUCGCCCUGGGUGUCUACAAGGCCCCCAACGAUGGGUCCACCGAGAACGCCUGCAAGUGGGCCUUUGACGCCGGCUACCGCCACAUCGACUCGGCUGCCCGUUACAUGAACGAGGAGUCCGUCGGCCGCGCCCUCGCCGAGUGGACCCAGGCCAACAACGUGCCCCGCUCCGAGAUCUUCAUCACCUCCAAGCUCUGGGACGCUGACCACGACAAGGCCGCCGCCGCCAUCGAGGACUCGCUCAAGAAGCUCCAGGUCGAGUACAUGGACAUGUAUCUCAUGCACUCGCCCGGCACCAUGGGCCCCGAGAAGCGUCUCGAGGCCUGGAAGGCCCUCGAGGAGGCUGUCGACGCCGGCAAGAUCAAGACCAUCGGCGUCUCCAACUUUGACGUCGAGGAGCUCGACCACCUGCUCGCCAACUGCCGCAUCAAGCCCGCCGUCAACCAGAUUGAGUCGCACCCCUUCUUCGCCCACGAGGAGCUCCGCGAGGCUUGCAUCGAGCGCGGCAUCCACAUCCAGGCCUACUCGCCCAUGGCUCAGGGCCAGGCGCUCGACCGCCCCGAGAUCAAGGCCAUCGCCACCAAGCACGGCAAGACCCCCGCCCAGAUUCUGCUCAAGUGGGGUCUGGCGCAUGGAAACAUCAUCCUCCCCAAGAGUCUUACGAAGCACCGCAUCGAGUCGAACGCUCAGCUUUUCGAUUUCCAGCUCGACAACGACGACAUGGAUGCGCUCGAUGGAUUGGAUGAAGGUCUGAAGGUCGGAAAGCUCGGUCCCCCCGGCACUUCGCAGCCCGCUUCGCCUGGAGGCACCCGCCCUGGCUCUCGCCGCUCUUCUGGCUCGGGUGGCCUGUCUGGUAACAAGCUUCAGAUGUCGUCGUCGUGA
Messenger RNA from Moesziomyces aphidis, 2031 nucleotides. The record is from the annotation of a GenBank genome assembly. NCBI's taxonomy places the organism in Eukaryota, Fungi, Basidiomycota, Ustilaginomycetes, Ustilaginales, Ustilaginaceae.